AAGCGGCGAGGCGCAGACGAGCGGCAUCACUCGAGCCCAGGUCCCAGCCACCGGCACACACAGCGCCCCACGUUAAGGAGUAGCAGCCGCAGCGGAGGCGGCGGCUACAGCGGCCGGCGGGCGCCAUAAAGGCCCGGGUUGAAAAGCCUGGGAGGGCCGCGGAGCUACCCUCGGAGGAGGAGCCAGCCCCAGCCCGAGGCGCCACCACCGCAGAAGCAGUGCGGAGCAGCAGUCGCAUUCAUGGCCCACUCACCAGUGGCUGUCCAAGUGCCCGGGAUGCAGAAUAAUAUAGCUGAUCCAGAAGAACUGUUCACAAAAUUAGAACGCAUUGGGAAAGGCUCCUUUGGAGAAGUUUUCAAAGGAAUUGAUAAUCGUACCCAGCAAGUGGUUGCCAUUAAAAUCAUAGACCUGGAGGAAGCUGAAGAUGAAAUUGAAGACAUUCAGCAAGAAAUAACUGUUUUGAGUCAGUGUGAUAGCUCAUAUGUAACAAAAUACUAUGGAUCAUAUUUAAAGGGUUCAAAAUUAUGGAUAAUAAUGGAAUACCUAGGUGGAGGUUCAGCACUGGAUCUUCUUCGAGCUGGUCCAUUUGAUGAGUUCCAGAUUGCUACCAUGCUAAAGGAAAUUUUGAAGGGUCUGGACUAUCUGCAUUCAGAAAAGAAAAUCCACCGAGACAUAAAAGCUGCUAAUGUCUUGCUCUCAGAACAAGGAGAUGUUAAACUUGCUGACUUUGGAGUUGCUGGCCAGCUGACAGAUACACAAAUUAAAAGAAAUACCUUUGUUGGAACACCAUUUUGGAUGGCUCCUGAAGUUAUUCAACAGUCGGCUUAUGACUCAAAAGCUGACAUUUGGUCAUUGGGCAUUACUGCUAUUGAACUGGCCAAGGGAGAGCCACCUAACUCAGAUAUGCAUCCAAUGAGAGUUUUGUUUCUUAUUCCAAAAAACAAUCCUCCAACUCUUGUCGGAGAGUUUACUAAGUCCUUUAAAGAGUUUAUUGAUGCUUGCCUGAACAAAGACCCAUCAUUUCGUCCUACAGCUAAAGAACUUCUGAAACACAAAUUCAUUGUAAAAAACUCAAAGAAGACUUCUUAUCUGACUGAACUGAUUGAUCGAUUUAAAAGAUGGAAGGCAGAAGGACACAGUGAUGAUGAAUCAGAUUCUGAGGGCUCUGAUUCGGAAUCCACCAACAGGGAAAAUAAUACUCAUCCUGAAUGGAACUUUACCACUGUGCGAAAGAAGCCUGAUCCAAAGAAGCUGCAGAAUGGGGCAGAGAAAGACCUCGUGCAAACUCUAAGCUGUUUGUCUAUGAUAAUCACACCUGCAUUUGCUGAACUUAAACAACAAGAUGAAAAUAAUGCUACCAGGAAUCGAGCAAUUGAAGAACUUGAGAAAAGUAUUGCUGUGGCUGAAGCUGCCUGUCCUGGCAUCACAGAUAAAAUGGUGAAGAAAUUAAUUGAAAAAUUUCAAAAGUGUUCAGCGGAUGAAUCCCCCUAAGAAACUUCUUGUGGCUUUUAUUUCAUACGGACCUAGAGAAACCCACCAAAGUUAUUUCAAGAUUAAUAAUGCUUAACUCAUGAGCUCCAUGUGCCUUUGGAUCUUUGCAACA
This is a messenger RNA of Pteronotus mesoamericanus, 1603 nucleotides long. It is a transcript of the gene STK26, whose product is annotated as serine/threonine kinase 26. The transcript is spliced from 12 exons. Gene Ontology annotation, cellular component: cytoplasm. Gene Ontology annotation, biological process: negative regulation of cell migration; protein phosphorylation. Bases 241 to 1491 code for a protein of 416 amino acids. Gene Ontology annotation, molecular function: ATP binding; protein serine/threonine kinase activity. The record is from RefSeq and is a predicted model, not a curated record. Lineage: Eukaryota; Metazoa; Chordata; Mammalia; Chiroptera; Mormoopidae.